GCCGACAAGCAGAAUGAAUGUAGAGUGACUACCGCGCUACCAAAAGACCGCGCGUUGACGGUGCCUCUCCUCCCAUUGUUUGAGAUAUAACGACGCACAGCUGGCCUGAUACUGAUCUAUUUGGGUUGCUCAAGAUGGUGAAAGAUCCAAGGAAGCCAAGGGGCAAAAUGUCUUCAUAUGCCUACUUUGUGCAAACAUGUCGGGAGGAGCAUAAAAAGAAACAUCCUGACGCGAGUGUCAACUUUGCAGAGUUCUCCAAGAAAUGCUCUGAGCGAUGGAAGACAAUGUCAUCUAAAGAGAAAGGCAAGUUUGAGGAUAUGGCGAAACAAGACAAGGUUCGCUAUGAGAAGGAAAUGAAGAAUUACAUUCCACCCAAGGGCCAGAAGAAGAAGCGAUUCAAGGACCCCAAUGCCCCCAAGAGACCACCGUCAGCAUUCUUCUUAUUCUGCGCAGACUUCAGGCCCAAGGUAAAGGGUGAGAACCCAGGGCUGACUAUUGGAGACACGGCAAAGAAGCUGGGAGAGAUGUGGAAUAGCUCUGCUGCUGAACAAAAAAAGCCAUAUGAGAAGAAGGCUGCCAAACUGAAGGAGAAGUAUGACAAGGAUAUUAUUGCCUACCGUACUAAAGGGAAAUUGGAUUCAGGGUCGGCUGCCGCAGCAGAGGAUGACGAUGAUGAAGAUGAAGAGGACGAGGGAGAUGAUGAUGAGGAUGAUGACGAGGAUGAUGAUUAGAUUGCCUAGGGAUGGGGCCUGAAGUUUUGUUUAUGCCAUAUAACCCUAAUAUACUCAAUUUACCCAGUCAAACUGAACAAGAACAUGUAUAUUUAAUGUUUUUAAGAUGUACAGUGUUAUCCUCCCUUUUUUGUAAAGUUAACACUACAUAUCUUAAGUUUGAAAAUUUCUAGUGGUUGUUCUUUAUCCCCGCCAUAUUCCGUAACAAUUUAGAAGGACUAUAAAACAGUAUUGAAGUAUUUAGCCUCUAGGUGUACAACUCAAAAUAAGAUUUUUGAGUUGGUAGUGUAUUUUUUUGAAGAUUUUUCCUGUGUUAUGUCUUUUUUUAAUUGUUCUUUGAAUACCACUCUAAUAUCAAAAGCAGCUGUUUACAUUAAAUAAUUUCUUCAAUAAAGGUCUUUUUUUUUUUUUACGAAA
Lampris incognitus (smalleye Pacific opah) is the source of this 1148-nucleotide messenger RNA. Its product is annotated as high mobility group protein B1-like. Gene Ontology annotation, cellular component: nucleus. The coding region runs from base 135 to 731 and encodes 198 amino acids. NCBI's taxonomy places the organism in Eukaryota, Metazoa, Chordata, Actinopteri, Lampriformes, Lampridae. Gene Ontology annotation, molecular function: DNA binding, bending. Gene Ontology annotation, biological process: regulation of transcription by RNA polymerase II. The transcript has 5 exons. The record is from RefSeq and is a predicted model, not a curated record.